Messenger RNA from Hyposmocoma kahamanoa, 1638 nucleotides. RefSeq names its product organic cation/carnitine transporter 7-like. Gene Ontology annotation, molecular function: transmembrane transporter activity. Gene Ontology annotation, biological process: transmembrane transport. The record is from RefSeq and is a predicted model, not a curated record. The transcript has 10 exons. Lineage: Eukaryota; Metazoa; Arthropoda; Insecta; Lepidoptera; Cosmopterigidae. The coding region runs from base 1 to 1638 and encodes 545 amino acids.
AUGGAAACAGCUAAUCACGAACCUGUUACAAUAGAGAAACAAAUAACAACAUUACGGAAAGACACUGAAGAGAGACCCAAAUCUUACAAUUAUGAUGAGGCUAUCGAUUUGGCAGGUAAUGGUUGCUACAACAUCGGGCUCCUGGUAACCUUGAGCAUCACAUUCUUUGCGAUGUGUCUCGACCUAUUCAGUUUUGCCGUGGUGGUGGCUUUAGCCAGCUGCGAUUUGCAGCUCAGUCUGGUACAGAAGAGUAUUCUCGUUUCUGUGCCCUUCACAGGGCCAGUGUUAACAGCAUAUGCGUGGGGCUACUUUUCCGAUACAAGAGGACGCAAGAAGAGUUUGACAAUCGGUAUGUUUGUCAGCUUUACGAUGUCAAUCUUAUGCACCUUUUCUCCAAACUGGAUAAUGAUGGGUGUAUUUAAACUUGUUGGAACUUGUUUUUGCAGCUGUGCCCAGUCAGCAUCGUAUGCGUUGUUAGGAGAAUCGUGCGCAAGUCGAGUCAAGGGACCUUACAUGCUCGUUAUGACUAGCACAUUCCACCUGGGAUUACCUACUUACAUGAGUAUAGCCUACGCCGUAUUCAAACUCGACUUCCUGUACGGCCUGGGCUACAUAUCUUUCGUGCCUUGGAGACUACUAGCUUUGAUACUGGCGUUACCUUUGGGUUUGGCGUCAGUCUUAUUGCAUUUCUUCUUUGAGAGCCCUAAAUUUGUACUGAAUACUGGAAAAGAAGAACAAGCUUUGGAGAUUUUGAGAAAAAUUCACAAGAGGAAUGGUCGUUCCGAGGAAUAUCCAGUUCAAUAUCUAGUACUAAACGAAGACGGUAACGUUAAACGUAGAGAAGGGCCUUUUCUAACAUCUUUAUGGCAGCAGACUGCACCAUUGUUCAAACCUCCACUUCUACGGAAUACAAUGAUUCUAUAUUGCUUAGUUUUCAUUGCUUUUAGCAUAAGCGGAAGUUUAAACGUUUGGUUACCAUUCAUUGCAAACGCAUUCAAUGAACCAGCAUUAAAUCAUACAAAUGGUCUUUGUGCAUUGGUAGAGCUGACAUCUUCUAUCAGCAGCGAGCCUACCACUUGCACAUCGUCAGCCAGUACGGUGGAACUCCCACUGGUCCUAACUUCGAUUGCAACUGGCGGAUUCUUCACCACUAUCAACAUAAUAAUGGCUAGAUUUGCUUCGAGGAGAAAAGCAUCUCUUAUCAUGAUUUAUGCAUUUGCUGCUAUUUGUGGCAUUAUGACUACUCUGAUUCCAAGCAAUGUUGCUGGUAUUUUCUAUUUUGGAAUGUUGGCUACAAGUCUAUGUACGGGACCAUUGUUUGCUUAUUUUGUAGAUCUUGUUCCAACGUCUUUCCGUGGCAUGGCAGCGUGUCUCGGUGUGAUGGUAACUCGGAUCAGUAGCGUCUCUGGAAUCAAUCUCGUGGGACCCUUUAUCACUUCGCACUGCUCAGUUACAUUUUACUGUCUGAGUGCUUUAGCAUUAAAUGUUAAGAAUAAUGCCGGAAAAGGCAAACUUAUUAAAGACAAUAGAGAGCAGAAGGAGAAAGGCGUUUGGGCAUCUAAUAUACGUCACGAUAGUAUUCGUAGAGGCAUUGUAGGAGGAAAGAUCGAAAUGAAAGAGAAUCACAGAAGGAUCUAG